AUGAGCACAGCUGCCCUCCCUAUCGCGUUGAUCUACCGAGGUCCGGCUGCUUGUCGUGGUUGUCCAGAGACGAUCGCCGAUCUCCUUCGACAGAAAUACCAAAUUGUCUAUGCUGGACCUAAGGAACAGGUAGACGUGAAUAAGAAUACAUUAUCGACAGCACAGCUAUACGUACAGCCGGGUGGAGGAGAUCUAGACGAGGCCUGGCCUCAUGUUCGUCGCUACGCUUCACCUAUUCAUGAUUAUGUUCGAAAUGGAGGAAAAUAUCUUGGUAUCUGUCUCGGUGCUUAUUUGGCAGGAACCGAACCGGGUUUUGGCCUUCUUCCAGGCAGAGGACAGACCGACCAAUAUAUUACAUCAAUGGGUGCUGUUAUUACCAGUGAAAUUGAUACUGUCGUACCUCUAUUGUGGCGAGGAAGACUGCGACAUGUUUAUUUUCAAGAUGGCACUCGUUUGAUGAUCGAUCGAACAGCAGCACCUGCAGAAAUCCUGGCGGUUUACACCAAUGGUGAGAUUGCAGCUGCUGUGCAAAAUUAUGGAAAAGGACGCUUGGGAAUGGUCGGACCGCAUCCAGAAGCCAACGAAGAGUGGUAUGCGAUGUACAGACUGAAAAACCCUGAUGGAAAACUGAGUUUCGAUCUUUUCGAUGACCUCAUCAAGACAUUGAUGGCUUGA
Molecule: messenger RNA, 675 nt
Organism: Rotaria sp. Silwood2
Lineage: Eukaryota; Metazoa; Rotifera; Eurotatoria; Philodinida; Philodinidae
Source: the annotation of a GenBank genome assembly